Messenger RNA from Xenopus laevis (African clawed frog), 1839 nucleotides. RefSeq names its product cocaine esterase (gene ces2.3.L). The record is from RefSeq and is a predicted model, not a curated record. NCBI's taxonomy places the organism in Eukaryota, Metazoa, Chordata, Amphibia, Anura, Pipidae. Bases 160 to 1839 code for a protein of 559 amino acids. The transcript has 13 exons.
GUAUCAAAGUCUGUAAGGUUUCCCCUACCUCUCUGUUCACUGUUACUUAUAUUUCCUUUCCCUCAGACAUCUAGUCUUUGGAGUUUUCUCUACUUUGUCUGUAGACAUUUUAAUGCAAGAAUUCUGCAAAGCUGUUAAUGUCGAGGCUGCCUUUUACCAAUGGAAUUCUUAAUACAAGUGCUUCUCUUGUGCUGUGUGACUUUGGAAAUCUAUGGAACAGGCCAAGAGGAUGCGAGACCACUACUGACAACAAAGUAUGGGCAACUCCUGGGAAAAACAGUGAAUGUAAGGGGAGCAGACCGACAUGUCCAUGCUUUUAUGGGAGUCCCUUUUGCAAAGGCUCCUGUUGGUCACUUAAGAUUCUCUGAUCCACAACCACCUGAACCAUGGAGUUCUAUCAGGGAGGCUUCGGCCAUCCCUCCUAUGUGUUUACAACAUCAAGAAGGAAUGGAACACCUUAUAAAACUGUUCAAAAUUGAAUUUGCGUUGCCUUCGAUUUCAGAGGAUUGUUUGUACCUUAAUGUAUUCACUCCAGCUGACAGAAAGGAGAAUUCAAAGCUACCUGCAAUGGUGUUUAUACAUGGAGGAGGGCUGGUCAUGGGACUGGCAUCCAUGUUUGAUGGCUCUGCUUUAAGUGGCUAUGAAAACAUUGUUGUGGUUUCAAUUCAGUACAGACUCGGUAUUUUGGGAUUUUUCAGUACUGGAGAUAAAGAGGCACCAGGAAACUUUGGAUUUCUGGAUCAAGUUGCAGCUCUAAAAUGGAUUCAGGAAAACAUAAAGGAUUUUGGAGGUGACCCAGAAUCAGUUACUAUAUUUGGGCAAUCUGCGGGUGGCUUAAGCGUUUCCACACAUGUGUUAUCGCCCCUGUCUAAAGGAUUAUUUCACAGAGCCAUAGCUGAGAGUGGUGUUGCUUUGCUUCCUGGACUGGUGGCCAGUAAGACUGAAGAAGUUCUUUAUGUUCGUGAUUUGGUUGCCUAUAUAUCUGGUUGUAAUAUUUUGGGUCUUGUAGACUGUCUGAAAAAGAAGUCAGAAGAAGAGAUUAUGGAGAUUUCGGCAGCAAUGCAAUUUACAGCUUUACCUGCCUGUGUUGAUGGUGUGUUCCUUCCCAAACCUGUAGAAGAAAUCUUGGUUAACAAGGAGAGCAAUCGGGUUCCUUUUUUGAUUGGAUUUAAUAACCAUGAGUUUGGUUGGAUGCUUCCAAUGGCUCUCAACAUCAGUGGUUUCAGGCAAGGAAUGGGGAGGACUGACGUUCAGUCAGUAAUAAGUGCUGUUCCUCUUUUGCACUCAGGUUCCAGUCUCAUUCCUUUGCUAAUGAAAGAAUACUUUGGUGACACGAAUGAUCAAAUAGAAAUCAGGAACAAUUUUCUGGAACUGAACGGGGACAGCUUAUUUGGUAUACCGGCCCUGAGAACAGCUCAGUAUCACCGAGAUACUGGGCUUCCUGUUUACUUCUAUGAAUUUCAGCACCGUCCUUCAAUAUAUGGAGAUUCUAGAGAUGACUUUGUUAAAGCGGAUCAUGGUGAUGAACUUUACUUUGUUCUUGGUGGUCCCUUUCUGAAUGGUGAUGCAUUUUUUCAAAGUGAUGGAACAGAUGAAGAAAAAAUACUUAGUAAAACAAUGAUGAAAUAUUGGGCUAACUUUGCUAGAAAUGGGGAUCCCAAUGGACCUGGUUUGGCACAAUGGCCAAAAUAUGAUGAGGAAGAAGAUUAUCUAGAGAUCAACCUGAAACAGAAGUCAUCUCGGAGACUAAAGGAUGGAAGGCUUAAGUUUUGGACCAUCACUCUGCCUGAAACAAUUAAAAUGAUUAAGGAAAAGAAACAGAUGCACACAGAGCUCUGA